AUGUCCACGCCCACCCCUCCAACCCUGCAAAAACCAAAACAUGUAAAAUACUGGCUCCGCUGCUUGAGAACCUGUCUGCCGACUGACUACACCAGCACAGACCUGAACCGACUGACCCUCGGGUUCUUCUGCAUCGCGGCUCUCGACCUCCUCGGCUGUCUGCACACUGAGACGACGGAAGAGGAGCGCGCGGGAUGGAUCGAUUGGGUAUACAAGAACCAGUUACCCGCUGGAGGAUUUCGCGGCAGCCCCGCUACGGACCUGGGCGAAGGGGGCAGCGGUAGCGAGUGGGACCCACCGAUUGUCCCCGCCAGUUUCUUUGCACUCGCGACGUUGGUCAGCUUGGGCGAUGGCCUGGGACGUGUGAAGAAGAGGGCGUUGCUGGAGCUCCUUCCAAAGGUGCAGAGGAAGGAUGGGAGCUUCGGGGAGUGGUUAGGUGGCGAUGGGCAGAUCAUUGGCGGGAGUGAUAUGCGCUUUGUGUAUUGCGCUGUCGCCAUACGGUGGAUCCUGCGAGGCAGGGAAGGGAAGGGUGUGGUUGAGGGGAUCGAGGACAUUGACGUGGAGGGGGUUGUGAGUUUCAUUAGAUCCGCCGAGAGUCACGAGCAUGGAAUUUCCGACAAGGCGUUUGGGGAGGCUCAUGGUUUCUUCCCUCUUCCUGUGCUGGAGGGUGGGAUUGGGGCUGACGAGCGUACACAGCGGGAUUGACGUACUGUGCCAUCGGAGCUCUGGCCCUGCUGGGUCGACUGCACCCCACCUCCGAUGGACUCUCCGCUCACGCGAACAUUCUCAGAUGGCUUACCUCACGCCAAGUACCUUCACAAGCGCAGGACGAACUAAGAAACGAGGAAUACGUGCACCAGAUAGCCAAUGGCACGGAGCAAGAGAUCGCAGCUGGGGCUGUAAUCACCUACGGGGCGGAUGGAAAGCCACUCUGGGCUGGCUUUAAUGGAAGGUGCAAUAAGCAGAGUGAUACGUGCUAUUCAUUCUGGGUUUGCGGAAGUUUAGAUGUAAUCCCCCCAACUUCCAACAGGCACCUGAGACUAACUGAGCCUCAGAUGAUGAGAAAACUCCAUCUGAUUGAUUUCGACAGCAAUCGGCGAUUCCUACUAGAAAAGACACAACAUUUCAUUGGGGGCUUUUCAAAGCUACCCGUUCCCGGGACGCCGCCGGAUAUCUUACACAGCUUCAUGGGACUGGCCAGCCUUGCACUUAUGCGAGAGGAAGGGCUUAAUAGGUUGGAUCCCACGCUCUGUAUAAGCAUGCAAGCGAAGGAGCGAUUGGUAAACAUGGAUUGGUGGAGGGGCGUGGCGGCGUGA
This is a messenger RNA of Tuber aestivum (summer truffle), 1316 nucleotides long. Lineage: Eukaryota; Fungi; Ascomycota; Pezizomycetes; Pezizales; Tuberaceae. The record is from the annotation of a GenBank genome assembly.